UGCUUAUCGAGAUGCUUGGUGUCUUGGCCAGCUACAGCAUAACAGUUAAAGAACUAAAAUUACUCUUCGGCACAAUGAAGGCGUUUAAUGGCAAAUGGCCACGUCACUCCGCCAAACUACUGAAUGUACUCCGUCAAAUGCCACAUAGAAAUGGGCCAGAUGUGUUCUUUAGUUUUCCAGGACGCAAAGGAUCGGCGAUGGUAUUGCCGCCGUUAGCUAAGUGGCCAUACGAAAAUGGUUUUACAUUUACGACGUGGUUUCGCCUGGAUCCAAUUAACUCUGUGAAUAUCGAACGUGAGAAGCCAUACCUUUAUUGUUUUAAAACAUCGAAAGGGAUUGGCUACACUGCCCACUUUGUUGGCAAUUGCCUUGUACUCACAUCGAUGAAAGUCAAAGGCAAAGGAUUUCAGCAUUGUGUAAAAUAUGAGUUCCAGCCAAGAAAGUGGUAUAUGAUUGCGAUAGUGUACAUAUAUAAUCGUUGGACAAAAAGCGAAAUAAAGUGCCUGGUAAAUGGACAAAUGGCGUCCAGUACUGAAAUGGCGUGGUUCGUUUCAACGAAUGAUCCAUUUGAUAAAUGUUAUAUUGGUGCCACGCCAGAAUUGGAUGAAGAGCGCGUAUUUUGUGGUCAAAUGUCAGCAAUAUACCUAUUCAGUGAAUCACUGACUGCGCAUCAAAUCUGUGCUAUGCACCGCCUAGGGCCAGGAUAUAAGUCACAAUUCCGCUUCGACAACGAGUGCUACCUGAACCUGCCGGACAAUCAUAAAAGGGUGAGUCAAAUCAGCACUACACAUGCAGAGCAAGAGGCUCAAGCCAUCGAUUGGGCAGAUGAAAAGCUUGAUCUGAAUGCAACAUUUGCUAAGAUACGCGCUGUUGUAGUAGCACGUAAUGCUUCCACAAAUGCUGUAUUGAAUGCCUUAGGGGGCGUGGUCGAUAAACAAGCACAUACAAAUACUACUCUUACUACUACUGCUACUACUCCCAGUACACCUACUACACCAACUACAUUACCAGCAAGUGCAACAGGCAAUGUCACUAGCGAAGGCACUAAAGUCGUUACUGAUCCUUUAAGUCAUUUGCCCACAGCAAAUGUGUCCUUUGAACAACUGAGACGGAGUUCAUUGAUAUCCAACGCCAGCGGCGAGUUAUCGAGAAGUUUUGCCGGCGAAACGGAAGAAAUUAAUCAGCUUAAAGCUGUACUGUACGACGGCAAACUAUCGAAUGCCAUCGUCUUCAUGUACAAUCCUGUGGCAACCGAUGGUCAACUGUGUUUGCAGUCAUCCCCCAAAGGAAAUGUUUCAUAUUUUGUACAUACGCCGCAUGCACUUAUGUUACAGAAGAAAAAGAAAAAUGAGGCUGCAAUUGUUCCUGAUGCAUUUAUUCGAGUAUGA
Molecule: messenger RNA, 1388 nt
Organism: Teleopsis dalmanni
Lineage: Eukaryota; Metazoa; Arthropoda; Insecta; Diptera; Diopsidae
Product: neurobeachin-like
Exons: 9
Coding region: 12-1388 (458 amino acids)
Biological process (GO): intracellular protein localization
Cellular component (GO): cytosol; membrane
Molecular function (GO): protein kinase binding
Source: RefSeq, a predicted model, not a curated record